Daphnia pulex (common water flea) is the source of this 5501-nucleotide messenger RNA. It is a transcript of the gene Sec71, whose product is annotated as brefeldin A-inhibited guanine nucleotide-exchange protein 2-like. The transcript has 21 exons. Gene Ontology annotation, biological process: regulation of ARF protein signal transduction. Lineage: Eukaryota; Metazoa; Arthropoda; Branchiopoda; Diplostraca; Daphniidae. The record is from RefSeq and is a predicted model, not a curated record. Bases 180 to 5363 code for a protein of 1727 amino acids. Gene Ontology annotation, molecular function: guanyl-nucleotide exchange factor activity.
GAUGACAAGACACGUCAAAAACAGCUGGUCUAAAACUGAUUGUGUAUUCCUUCUAGUGAUGUGUGGCUUUUUCUAAUAGGAAUAUUAUUGCAAACGUGUACAUUUUUUCACCCACGAGUUCGAGUGCUGUUUGUACUUACUUAUGAAAUAAUAAUGUAUCAUUUGUGCACGUGAAAAUCAUGCGUAUCCUUUCCGGGGAUCUCAGCAAAAUGUUUAUUGUUAAAGGUUUGGAAAAGAUUCUCGCCGACAAAGAAGUCAAACGAAGCCACUUGGCUCAAUUAAGGAAAGCUUGUGAAACAGCACUAGAGGAUAUACAAGAGGAACUGAAACAUGAAGAAAAUGAAAAGAGCUCAAAUAGCACCUCUGCUGCUCUUCCACUUCCACGAAAUUACUCUGCAAAUGUAAUCAAUGCAGAAAAACAUUACCUUCCGUUUGAACUAGCUUGCCAGUGCUCAGUUCCAAGGGUUGUUGUAAUUGCAUUAGAUUGCUUACAGAAACUCAUUGCUUAUGGCCAUUUAAGUGGAACAUCACUUGAUCCACAUAAUCCACAGCGGCGUCUCAUAGACAGGGUGGUUGCAACCAUAUGCGCAUGUUUCACUGGAACACCUACUGAAGAAAGUGUUCAGUUGCAAAUCAUUAAAGCCUUAUUAACUGUAGUCACAUCUCAGCAUGUGGAAAUCCAUGAAGGGACUCUACUUCUGGCAGUUCGAACUUGUUACAAUAUCUAUCUGGCCAGCAAAAAUCUGAUUAAUCAGACAACUGCUAAAGCAACAUUGACACAAAUGUUGAAUGUUAUUUUUAUGAGAAUGGAAAAUCAGGCUAUUGAAGAAGAAGCAGCCUUCCCAAAUCAGGAAAACAAUCUGGAACAAGCCGAAGUUGGAGAAACUAAACUAGAAGCUAUCGAAAUAGUUUCUUCAAUUGUUGACGACAUCGUUGCAACAGCCGUCAACGAUGCCAGCGCUGAAAAAGAAGUUGAAGGAGACACGCAAAGCGAAGGAGGUCAGAGCAACGGAGGAGCUCCUCCAUCUAUUAUUUCAGUGUGUUCAUCAUCGCUGCCCCGAGUGCCCUCGCAAGACAGUGUUGACACUAUUGGUGGCACUAGUUCCAGUGGUGGAGACUUAGAACCGAUUGGGACGUCCAAUAGCUUCUCGCACGUUUUGCAAAAAGACGCAUAUCUUGUAUUUCGUUCACUUUGUCGGCUGGCCAUGAAACCUCUGCCCGACGGCAUUCCAGAUCCGAAAUCUCAUGAGCUGCGGUCCAAACUUUUGUCUCUACAACUUCUCUUAUCAGUGGUGCAAAAUGCCGGCCCAGUUUUUCGCGAGCAUCCUGUUUUUCUAUCUGUAGUCCGGCAGUGCCUGUGCGUAGCACUCAGUCGCGACGGAGCCUCUAGCGUAACCGAAGUAGCUGAGCUUUCCCUAGCUCUCUUUCUCGCAUUAUUGAACAACUUUAAGGCACAACUUAAAAAACAAAUUGAAGUGUUUUUCCGGGAGAUCUUUCUCAACAUUCUAGAAAAUCCUGGUUCGACUUUUGACCACCACUGGCUAGUUAUGCAAGCUUUAACGCGUAUCUGUGCCGACGCUCAGAGUGUGGUAGACCUGUAUGUCAAUUAUGACUGCGAUUUGUCUGCUGCCAACAUCUUUGAGCGCUUAGUUAAUGUACUGUCGAAGAUCGCUCAAGGGCGGCAUGUUGUAGACCUAAGGACGACGCCAAUUCAAGAAAAGGCUUUACGGAUAAAAGGCCUCGAGUGCCUUGUGACAAUUUUGAAGUGUAUGGUUGAAUGGAGUCGUGAGCUGUAUGUCAAUCCUAAUGCGCAAUCUAACAUUGGUUCGUCUUUUACAACAAGUAUUUCAAAAAAUCAUUAUCGUUAUAACGUACUUUCUUACACAGACGCCGAGAAAAUAAAAGAAAACCACACAGAUGAAAAUGAAAGCCAAAAUUACGUCAACGGCACUAUGACAACUCCAAAACAAUUUGAAGCCAUCAAGCAGCAAAAGGAAAUAUGGGAACAGGGGAUCGUGCUGUUUAAUCGGAAAUCUAGGAGAGGCUUGCAAUACUUGCAGUCGCAGAAGCUUCUUGGGGAAGAAGCAGUUGACGUGGCGCGUUUUCUAGUGACGGAGGAACGACUGGAUAAAACAGUAGUCGGCGACUUUCUUGGAGAACCCGACAAGUUUAAUAAGGAGGUUAUGUACGCCUACGUUGAUUUACUGGAUUUCAACGAAAAAGAUUUCGUUAGUGCCCUGCGUCACUUUCUGGAGGGUUUUCGACUACCCGGUGAAGCCCAAAAAAUUGACAGGCUUAUGGAAAAGUUUGCUGCUCGUUAUUGUGAAUGCAAUUCAAGUCUUAGACUAUUCGCCAGUGCUGAUGCUCCCUACGUUCUGGCAUAUUCAAUCAUCAUGCUAACGACAGAUCUUCAUUCCCCACAAGUCAAGAACAAGAUGACUAAGGAACAGUUCAUUAAGAACAAUCGUGGCAUCAACGAUUCAAAGGAUCUGCCUGAAGAGUAUCUUAGUCAGAUUUACGAUGAGAUCGCUGGAAACGAGAUCAAAAUGAAGGCUCAUGCGUCCAACGCUUUAGGCAACAAAGUUAGCAAGUCAGCAGGGACAGCGAAUGAAAAGAAACGUCGUCUUUUGUGGAACAUGGAAAUGGAAGCUUUGUCUUCGACUGCACGCCAAUUAAUGGAGUCUGUCAGUCACGUUCAUUCGCCCUUUACAUCAGCUACGCACUCGGAGCAUGUUCGACCCAUGUUCAAAGUUGCAUGGACACCUUUUCUAGCCUCUUUCAGUGUAGGACUACAAGAUUGCGAUGAUCUGGAAGUGUCAACUCUGUGUCUGGAUGGUAUUCGCUGUGCCAUCCGCAUAGCCUGCAUCUUUCAUAUGGCUCUUGAACGAGAUGCUUUCAUUCAAGCCUUGGCCCGCUUUACUCUAUUGACUGCCAACUCUCCGAUCACUGAGAUAAAAACUAAAAACAUAGAUACGAUCAAGACUCUCAUAACAGUCGCCCAUACUGAUGGAAAUUACCUGGGACACUCGUGGCUUGACAUCCUUAAAUGUAUUAGCCAAUUGGAGUUGGCUCAGCUGAUAGGCACUGGAGUUCGACCGCAAUUUAUUACUGGAACUCCGACUACACCAACAGGUGCCAAUUUAGCUGGCAACAAUUUGAAUUUGAAUUUGGGCGCCAUGAAUUUGAAUUUGAACUUACCAGGUAUCUCUUCUUCGGGUAAUAAUCUACAUCUGUCUGAUCUGCCAAGCGUCAGUAUAAACUCCCUCGAACCUAGUGUCAAAGAGUCCAUUGGGGAAACUAUUUCUCAGAGCGUGGUGGUAGCAGUGGAUCGGAUCUUCACUGGUUCUACCCGGUUGGACGGAAAUGCUAUUGUCGAUUUUGUCCGCGCUUUAUGCCAGAUCUCACUUGAAGAGUUGGCCCAUUCUACGCAGCCGCGCAUGUUCAGUUUGCAGAAAAUUGUUGAAAUCUCCUAUUACAAUAUGGGACGUAUUCGUUUGCAAUGGUCGCGUAUUUGGGAGGUUUUGGGCGACCACUUUAACAAAGUGGGAACGAGUAGUAACGAGAACAUCGCUUUCUUCGCAGUCGAUUCACUUCGACAACUUGCAAUGAAAUUCAUUGAAAAGGGAGAACUGGCAAAUUUUCGAUUCCAAAAAGAUUUUCUCAGGCCAUUUGAGCACAUCAUGAAACGCAAUCGAUCACCCACAAUUCGCGAUAUGGUGGUUCGUUGUGUCACCCAAAUGGUUCAUAGCCAAUCAGAUAAUAUCAAAUCAGGAUGGAAGAACAUAUUUUGUGUCUUUCUACUAGCCGCAUCCGACAACGACGAAGCAAUUGUGGAGCUGGCUUUUCAAACAAUAAAUAAAAUUGUAACAGAACUUUACGUAACUAACAUGGCGGCAAUGAUCGAUAGCUUCCAGGAUUGCGUCAAGUGCCUAAGCGAGUUCGCCUGCAAUCCACUUUUCCCGGAUACUAACAUGGAGGCUAUCCGUUUGAUAAGGCUGUGCGGUCGGCAUGUUGCCGACCAACCAGCUCUGUUUCGCGAUGGGGGUGCCCAAUUGGCAGACGACAUGGUCAACAGCCAAUUAACUUCAGCUGUGACCAACUUGGGAUUAAUUCCCGAGGAAGAACGCCUAUGGGUCCGUGGUUGGUUUCCCAUUCUGUUUGAGUUGAGCUGCAUCAUCGGACGUUGCAAACUAGACGUGCGUACUCGCGCUCUAACUGUUCUCUUCGAAAUGGCUAAACAAUACGGUUCAACGUUCCGGUCACAUUGGUGGAAGGAUUUAUUUAAAGUUAUCUUUCGAAUCUUCAACCAAUCGAAAUUGCCGGAUCAGUUGUCUGAAAAAUCUGACUGGCUUACUACUACAUGUAACCACGCACUCUACGCCAUGGUCGAUGUUAUCACGCAAUAUUUUGAUUUGAUCGGUUCAUUGCUUAUUGAUGAUUUUAUCGCUCAGCUGUUGUGGUGCGUGACCCAGGAAAAUGAGCAACUAGCGCGCUCAGGUGUCAAUUGCUUGGAAAACCUGGUGAUUAGUAACGGACCCAAGCUGGGUGAUGCUUCUUGGUUACGAAUCUGUGGUUGUGUUGAUGACAUAUUCCAUUUAACAUUACCUGAUGCCCUAUUGACGUGGAGCCCUCACUCGGCGCCAGCUGAAACGGAUAGUGGAGUCAAAGAUACACAGCGACUCUUCAAUGGUCUUUUAGUUCAGUGUCAAGUCCAGUUGGAGCUGAUCCAUACCAUUGACAACAUCGUUUUUUUCCCUUCUACGACUCGCAAAGAAGAUGCGGAUUUGCUCGCCUCUGCCAAAAGCAUUUCGGCUAGCCAAAGAGACCUUGAUCUCGAUCAAGGAAUGUUUCAGUUCAUGUCUACAGAGCACCUGUUGCUGAUGGUCGAUUGCUUAGCAAAGUCGCAUAAUUUUGCUCGCCAGUUCAACACCAACUCGACGCAGAGGAAUGUAUUAUGGAAGGCAGGAUUCCGAGGACCUGUCCGACCAAACUUGCUGAAACAGGAAACGCAAAGUCUUGCUUGCGCCAUGCGCAUCCUCUUCCGCCUUUACCACGACGAAGGGCGACAAAACGAAUGGGGAAAGGUAGCUGAUAAACUGACACAUUUGGGUAAGGACGCCCUCGAGUACUACGUUACUCUUGAGACCGAGAGCCAUCGUGAUGCAUGGUCACCUCUUAUGCUCCUUUUCCUGUGGAAGAUAAAUCAACUGACUGACGAAAAGUUUAAAACGCACGUCAGUUGGUGGCAUCAGCUUCUGUGUGAGUUGGUGUCUUUCGAGUUAAAACCGGAAUUGCGGUCAUUGCUUAGAAAGAUUUUUCUCAAAGUCGGUCAAGUAUUCCGAGUCAUUGCCGCCGCUCCAUGAAUAUUUAUCUAUUAGGUGUUGUUUAGUACUUUGAAAAUUUAUACCCCUAGUUGCUCCCUCAUAUGUAAACCUCCAGUUCCCGUAUCGAGUGAUCACUUCACCGUCCUUGAUAAAGAAAUAAAAAGAAUUUGAAGUUUA